Molecule: messenger RNA, 1917 nt
Organism: Adineta steineri
Lineage: Eukaryota; Metazoa; Rotifera; Eurotatoria; Adinetida; Adinetidae
Source: the annotation of a GenBank genome assembly
AUGAUCACUUUUAAUUUCUCCUCUUCCCUUCAUACAUCCAAAGAUCCACUUAUUCGUUCAACAAAUUCUGGUCGUGUACGUGGUUUUGAUACAUAUUUUCGUAUAUCAGAUUCACCAAAUCUUCAACAUGUUCGUACAUGGCUUGGUAUUCCAUUUGCUAAACCUCCAAUAGGUUCACGUCGUUUUAAAGCACCAGAACGUGUUCAACCAUGGUCUGGAAUACUUGAUGCAACAAAUCUACCGCCAACAUGUUGGCAAACAGAACAAAUUAUAUAUAAUCUUGAAUCAGAAAAAAUAUGGUCACCAAAUACAAAUUGUAGUGAAGAUUGUUUAUAUUUAAAUAUUUGGGUACCAGUUAGUAAUACAUCAGUAUCAUCAAUGUCUGUACUUGUUUGGAUAUAUGGUGGUGCAUUUGUAACUGGUUCAAGUACAUUAGAUAUUUAUGAUGGAAAAAUAUUAGCAGCAACAAAUGAUGUUAUUGUUGUUUCUAUGCAAUAUCGUUUACAAAGUCUUGGAUUUUUAUUUCUUGAUAGACCGGAUGCACCUGGUAAUCAAGGUUUAUACGAUCAAGUUCUUGCUUUAGAAUGGAUUCAUCAUAAUAUUGGUUAUUUUGGUGGUGAUAGUCAACGUAUAACAUUAUUUGGUGAAUCAGCUGGUGCUGUCGCUGUUGGUUUUCAUUUGUUAUCACCACGUAGUCGAUCAUUAUUUUCUAAUGCUAUUUUACAAAGUGGUGGGCCAACAUGUAAUUGGGCAUUUAUAACAGCACAUGAAGCACGUCGACGUUCACAUAAAUAUCUUUUUGAAUUUUAUUCUCUUGUUACAAAACGUUUAUAUAAUGAAGAAUUUCGUCAUGAACGUGAAAAAAUUCCUGAAAUAUGUCAACGAGGUGAAAAUGUGAAAAAUAUCGAAGUUAUGUUUGAAUGUGCAGCUAAUUAUCCAAUUAUGGAUGAAGAACAUUAUAGUUAUAUAACAAAUGCUGAAUAUACUAUUGUUGAUGGUGGUCCAAUGUUUUUUCUUCUUAUGCCCGUUAUUGAUGGAACAUUCUUACCAGAUAAUCCUGUAACAAUGCUUAAAACAGGAAAUUUUAAAAAAUGUCCUCUUCUAUUAGGUGCCAAUCGUGAUGAAGGCUCCUAUUUUAUGGUUUAUGCUCAAGGUAAUGAUAAAACUCCAGGAAAUGCUAUGCCUGAUGUAUCAUAUGCAACAUUUUUAAAACAUCUUGAACUUUAUUAUACAUAUAUUCCAUCUUAUCCAUUUAAAACACCGCGUAUUAUUUUACAAUCGUUAAUUCAUAAAUAUACUGAUUGGACUGAUUGGUCAAAUAAUAUUCGUAAUGCUGUUAUAUUAAGUCAUGCAGUUGGUGAUGCACAUUUUACAUGUCCAACAGUUGCUGUUGCUAAUGCAUAUGCAAAUCAACAUGUACCAGUUUAUUUUUAUCAUUUUGUUGCUAGACCAUCAGUUAGUGAUUGGCAUACAUGGACAGGUGUUAUGCAUGCUGAUGAGAUAAUGUUUGUUUUUGGUGAACCUUUAAAUGCAACUGAUACUAGAUUAUAUAAAUAUGAUGAAAUACAAUUAGCACGAAGAGUUAUGUCUUAUUGGUCAAAUUUUUCUAAAUUUGGAAAUCCAAAUGGUGUUUCGAGUACAACAGUUGGUGAUUGGCCACUUUAUGUUUAUCCUGAACGUGAACACAUUGUACUUGAUAUCGUUAAUAAAUCAACUGGUAUUGCUCAUCGUGCAGAUUAUUGUUCGUUUUGGGAACAUUAUAUACCAAUUCUAUUAGAAGAAUUCGAACGAUGUGUUCUUCAUGGUCCUUCAUCACCGUCAUUAACAGUCUUAGCGGACAAAUCUUCAUGUUCAUUGAAAUCAAUUUGCUUAUUUAAUAUUUUAAUUCUUUUCUUAAUUAUCAUUGAAAUGAAAUAA